UUUUGAUCUUAGAACAUAUUCAAAUUUAGAACGCCCCCUAGCGCGACACGAAGCAAUUUUCACUGAAAGAAGCCUUUGAAAGAAUCCUCUAGAAAGUAGGCAAAGAAUCUCCGGUAUCAAAAUCAUUACGUGAGAAAUUGUUCAUAGUCCGACGUUAAUCUACCAAACUGACAAGAUGUGUGACCGCAAGGCGGUGAUCAAGAAUGCUGACAUGAGCGAAGAAAUGCAACAGGAUGCUGUUGACUGUGCAACGCAGGCUCUUGAAAAAUUCAAUAUUGAGAAGGAUAUAGCAGCAUUCAUCAAGAAGGAGUUUGAUAAGAAGUACAACCCGACAUGGCACUGCAUUGUGGGGCGAAACUUCGGGUCGUAUGUGACGCACGAGACGCGCCACUUCAUCUACUUCUACCUGGGCCAGGUGGCCAUUUUGCUGUUCAAGAGCGGCUAAUGGUCUAAGGCUGGCUAACAUCACUUUUAGUGUAUUUAUAUUGAAAAAUUUUAGUUAAUUCCUAGACUUAUACCUAGCAUAGUAUGAUAUGUUAGUACUUAUCUAAAUUUAUUGUUUUUCUUUGUUGAUACAUUACUGGAGAUAUUUUCCAUACUUCUAUAAUUAUUAAACUUUCUUACAAACUG
Danaus plexippus (monarch butterfly) is the source of this 630-nucleotide messenger RNA. RefSeq names its product dynein light chain 2, cytoplasmic. Gene Ontology annotation, molecular function: dynein light intermediate chain binding; dynein intermediate chain binding. NCBI's taxonomy places the organism in Eukaryota, Metazoa, Arthropoda, Insecta, Lepidoptera, Nymphalidae. Gene Ontology annotation, biological process: cilium assembly; microtubule-based process. Gene Ontology annotation, cellular component: cytoplasmic dynein complex. The record is from RefSeq and is a predicted model, not a curated record. The transcript is spliced from 3 exons. The coding region runs from base 176 to 445 and encodes 89 amino acids.